GGGCGGGGGGAUGGGGUUGCUCCAGCAUCCCCAGCAACCCCACUUCCCAGAGCCAUGUACCCACCCCUCGACCGAUAGAUAGACCAGAUGAAUGCCUCUACAUAGAGCAGUAAGCAUGGUAAGGGCAAGGAGAUAUCACCUCUCCUUGGUUUCGAUGCGUUGAUCCGUGUUUGGCUUUCCAUGCUGUCUCGACCGAGCGCGACCAAAACAGUUGCGAUUAGACACUUCUGAGGGAUCGCUUCACUGUACUUAUAUUGAGAAGUGAAAGUAUCGACCUUAAUCAUCGUUAUCAUGUGAUUAGUGAGAAGAUAGGGGCAAUGAGUGCUGGAUUUUCUGUCAAGGUUCCUGCCUGCGUUGUAGAGACAUGUUACGAGCAUGAAGGCGUCAUCGUACCUAACAUUAUGCCUCUGAAGGCCCUCAAACGACUGAGGAACUUCGCCGUACGACCCGAUGACCUGUUUAUCGUGACGUAUCCUAAAUCAGGAACAACCUGGGCCGAGCAGGUGAUGAUGCUGAUAAGAUAUAAUGGAAAUUUGAACAAACUAGAAGGAAAACAUAUCAUGAAAUUGAUCCCCUUUCUUGAACACGUAAAAGACAUCGCAAACCCAUCCACAUCGGCCUUACAGAUCGACCGUGCUGAACGAUUAAAAUCACCUAGGAUACUCAAGUCUCAUUGCCAUCCGCCCUUCUUGCCACUCGAUAUAAGCACCGAUGACCCCAAAGCCAAGGUGCUCUACGUAGCUCGGAACCCCAAGGAUACGGCUGUUUCAUUUUACCAUUUCUGUCACUAUGUUGGUCCGAUGCCCUCCUACGAAUCCUGGGAUGUUUUCUUUGAAGAAUUUAUCACAGGCAGAACUCCCCAAGGAUCUUGGUUUGAAAACGUGUUACCAUGGUGGAGGAGAAGAAAUCAUCCUAAUGUUUUGUUUCUAAAGUACGAAGAUAUGAUCAAGGAUUUGCCAACUGCAGUGAGGCAGAUAGCCCAUUUUAUGGGGAAGUCACUUUCGGAUGACGUCAUCAAACAAAUCUCGAGAGCAUCGACGUUCGAGGCCAUGAAGAGCAACCCAUCCGCAAACCCCGACAGUAUUAUAUCACCAACUAUUCAUAGGGAAAAUAACCAAUCAUUUAUGAGGAAAGGGAUAAUCGGAGACUGGAAGAAUUACUUCACUGCCGAUCAGAACAGGAGGUUCGAUGAGCUGUACCAGAAGAAACUGUCUAGUACUGGACUGGUGAUGCAAUUCGAAGCCAAAGCCCCCUUCAUCCCAUCGUUAUACUGAACAUUAUUUUUUCUGUUAACCCAUCGCCUAUAUACUGAAACUGGAUGAUCUCUAUACAAAAUCCUUGUGUGAAUGACAGGAUCCGGUAUUCUAUGGGUUAAAUCGAGAAUGGCAGUAUUGAAAAAGACAUCUCGGUGUGAUAUAAGGUCUAAAACUUGAGCGGCAACUGAUUGCAUAGAAACCUCUGAUUCAAGAAAGGGAAGAGAGUUGCACCAAAUAACCAAGUGAAGAAUCCGAAUGUCGCAAAAGCCCAAAGAAUUGUUUGAAGGACAUCGAAUCGUAUGUCGUAAAUUUCCAAGACUUUGUAUAUGAACCUAUAUAGUUCAUGAAACUUGUACAUAAGGGUAAUCAAGUAUUACUGAACAUCCUGCCUGAGCAAGUCACUCGACCAAGCUCAAAGGUCAUCGGUCGAGUUAUUGGUAUUUGUUGAAUUGUCUUCAUAACGUUUCAUUGGAUCUAGUUCAUGGAACUUGGAAAUAAGAGCAAUCAAGUAUUACAGAAUGUCAUAUGCGAGUUUCAGGUCACAUGACAAAGGUUAAAUGUAAUAUAGGGUUAUUGAACUUUGGUCAUGUUGGGAUCGAGUAUUUGUUGCAUUGCUAUCACCUUGAAAGUUUAUGGAUCUACUGUAGUUCAUGAAACUGAGACAUAAGAGUAAAUAAAGUAUCAUUGAAUAUCCUGCCUGAGUUUUAGGUAACAUGACCAAGGUCAACGGUCAUUCAAGGUCUGUUCAAUAGUCGUUUUCAAAGUCAGCACUGCAGCUGUAUUGUAUCGCAUAAUGCAUGCGAGAUGGCCAGAGGCUUUCCACUUAGUUUUGUAGUGACUUUGAUUUUCAAGUAUAAGAAAAACAUAGGAGAAAAGGCAGAUUUUAUAUAAAAUUUGGGAGUAUGUGCCUUGUAUAAUUGAUAAUACCCUAUAUUUCAAUAAAUCGAGAAAAUAAACAUGAAAUCACCUUUAGAAUAUGACGUCACAUUUAUUUGCCCCCAUCAAAAUAUUCGGAUUCCGCCCUUGUUUAGUUUGUUCGAAAAUGUUUUUUUAUGUCAUAUCGUGUAACCCAAACUGUGUCAUAUUUUUGACAGACCAUGUGAUGGUUAAAUAUGAUAUGUUGGCAGCUAAUGUGAAUGUAUGUAAAAGAAAAAAUGUGAUAAUAUUGUGAAUAUAAAAAAAUAAAGUAGAAAUAUAGAUGAACGAAUUAAA
Molecule: messenger RNA, 2468 nt
Organism: Lytechinus pictus (painted urchin)
Lineage: Eukaryota; Metazoa; Echinodermata; Echinoidea; Temnopleuroida; Toxopneustidae
Product: sulfotransferase 1C2A-like
Exons: 8
Coding region: 318-1274 (318 amino acids)
Biological process (GO): sulfation
Cellular component (GO): cytoplasm
Molecular function (GO): sulfotransferase activity
Source: RefSeq, a predicted model, not a curated record